Molecule: messenger RNA, 1014 nt
Organism: Fusarium mangiferae
Lineage: Eukaryota; Fungi; Ascomycota; Sordariomycetes; Hypocreales; Nectriaceae
Exons: 3
Coding region: 1-1014 (337 amino acids)
Source: RefSeq, a predicted model, not a curated record
AUGACUUCUGCGGAAUCGACAGCCGCGAUAGUAUCCGUGGACGAGGUCGCCGUCAUGAACGAUGCUGAGCUCGCCCAGUUCAUGCAGAAACAUCGCCUCCCCGGCGGCGAUUACGAUCUCCCUGUUGAUGGGUGGGACAAGCUGUCUAAGGGUGAGCGAAGCCGUCUUGCUGAGAGACUAGAAGCCCAAAAGCGAAGUCUAGCGCAGAAUCUCACGACAUGCUCUCGCUCACUUGAUCUCGAAGACCUCGAUGCACGCCUACGCCAAGUAUCACCCGACCAAAGUUUCUUACUACGACCUGAAACCCAAACUAUCGAUCGACCGAGGUCCUGCACACCACCGUUCGACCGGACGAGACGCGAAACCGAGGCUUACCACGAGCUUAUCAGUGACGGCGGCCGCCCUUUAUAUUCCAUCAGCCUUAUCCAGGAGGUAUAUAGGGAUCCAGACAGCUACGCUGAGAUAUUACGGCCCUGGCAGGAGCAUCUUGCCCCAGUGUCCCCUUCAGGCAUCUUCCAGAAACAGUUGCAGAGGUGGCGGGAUUUCCGUAAUUGGCAAAACGAUAAUCGAGGCCGUGAAGAUGAUGAUGGCGGUUUUUCGGCGUACGUCGAGCGGCGGAAAUACAUAAUCCAGCGGGACUACUUGCCCGAUUUUUGCGCGAAGCUUUUAGCCGAGAUCGAAGCGGAUACGUCAUGUCUGAAAUCGCAAUGGGAAGAUAUACAAUGGGAGCGUGAAAGGCAGCGACACCAUUGCAGAGAACGCGGCUGUAGGGGGUUCCGCGACUAUACCGAAGCGGUGAAGCGCCGGCUUGCGCGCCACGACUUCACGCUAUCAUUCGAGCUCGAUGAAGACCCCAAGAAACAGGACAAGCUCACGACAUGGAUCGAGUACCUCAACUACGAAUACUGGUGGCUCGACAAGUAUACCAGCGACAUUGAGCGCCUGGAGCCAGAGCACGGCAAGUUGUGGCAAGAGCUCGGAUGGAGCGCGAGACAGAAAAAUACCAAACCAUGA